Molecule: messenger RNA, 8330 nt
Organism: Helicoverpa armigera (cotton bollworm)
Lineage: Eukaryota; Metazoa; Arthropoda; Insecta; Lepidoptera; Noctuidae
Product: SET and MYND domain-containing protein 4
Exons: 16
Coding region: 219-2690 (823 amino acids)
Cellular component (GO): cytoplasm; nucleus
Molecular function (GO): histone deacetylase binding
Source: RefSeq, a predicted model, not a curated record
UGUAUGUACUUUGUAUACCCCGUUGCAGUGUUCCGCGGCCCGGGCUCCGAGCUUCAGUCUUCAACCGACUCUCCAGCUAGCUGGUCGCGUCGCCUCGAAGCUCCCUUGAGCUCCCAGCUCUCAGAUUUGCUAAGUCAAUACAGCAAGUGCAUCAAAUAAACAUGUCUUCGGGGUUGUACUAUUGCCGACUCGCGAAUAUUGUGAAAACGUGAUCUAUAAUGGAGCGCGAUGGUUUGCCAGAAGACCCGGCGAAGCAAUGGGAGGUCCUUCUGUGUAUCAUCGCCUUCGAAGAAAAGAAGAUCGACCGGCGGCCGGAUGGCGCGAUCGAGACUCUUACAUACGUCUUCAACCAUAAAGGAAUAAGGCACAUCUUCACCGAAUGGAUUCAACAAAUGAAACUAUGCUACGACAAGCAGAUGUCCGAUGAAGAUACUUCAGGGAAAAAUGAUGCAAUCUCCAUACUAUGGAGACAGCGGGGCAAUGUCAAGUUUCGAGCCGAACUGUUUGAGGAGAGCCACAAGUUGUACACAAAGAGUAUUCUGUAUGCGAACAAGGAUGGACCCUUGUACCCUCUGGCUCUUGCCAAUAGGGCUGCUGCAUUAUUGCGCAUGGGAAAGUAUAAGGAUAGUCUAAGAGAUGUGCAACGGGCUCUGAAAUACAAGUACCCACCAGAAAUAAAGCAUAAGUUAUUUCUACGUAGAGCGGAGUGCUACUGCGAGUUGGGACAAAGAACAAAGUGUAUUGAAGCAAUGAGACAGGCUGUAAAGUACAAUGAAAUGAUACAACUUAAAGGGUUGUCUAAAGUGGAUUUUGACAGAUCAUACCGCCAGCUUGAAGAGAAGUUGGUGGAUCUCAAAUAUGACGAGCCACCCGAUGAACUGAUUCUACCAGAUCUCCAUUUAGGAGAAAACGAUGACUUCAAGGCGGCUAGCAAUGCCAUAGAGUUGGUGCGUAAUGAUCAAUACGGUCGUCAUGUGAUUGUAAAGGAACCACUAAAGAGGGGCGAUGUGGUAUUCGCUGAAGAGCCGUUUGCGUCUGUCAAACUGAGGGAAAGCGAACUGCCACAUCCAUAUUACUGUGACUAUUGCUGCUGCAGUGAACCCACAAUGAUUACAUGCAAAGAUUGUUCUCGCAUAGUAUUUUGCGAUGAAGCGUGCUAUUACCUGGCAAGUGCGGUUUUCCAUCGCUGGGAGUGUCCAGGCAUAAGAGCUAAUAUAUUCCAAAUAAUAGGGAUAGCCCACCUCGCUUUUCGGGUAAUGCUGAAAUACGCCUCAAGGGGCUUGCCCAAGCUACCCGAGGGUUCAAUCGUGCCUACCACGGCCGCUGCCCUAUUAGCCGAGUACGACAAAGUGGAUACUAUUGCCGUAUUCAAGAAAGAGUAUCCGACAUUCUAUCGUAUGUACAGCCUUUCGUCGAACCUGGACAGUUCGGCGAAUACUGAUAACAUACAGUAUGCGCUGACGUCCACCAUGCUCACUCUGUAUCUUGAGCAAAACACCAAAUUUUUCGAAUUCUUCCCCGGUCAAGUCGGGUAUCCCUUACCCAUGAGUGAAAUGAAGUUGCUAUGUGCGGCCCUUAUAUUCCGUAGCUUGGGCCAAAUGGUUACAAACGCACAUACGAUCAUGGAGCUUAAUACAGGACAAAGACCUGAUAUGCCUAUACCUUGCACAGCCAGUCCUUGGCGUAAGAUAGGCACUGGAGUAUAUCCCGCGAUAUCAAUGAUGAACCACUCCUGCGAACCGAAUAUUACUAACGUGUUUUACAAAAACACGCUUUACAUAAAAGUGAUUCACGAGAUGCCCAAAGGGACUGAAAUACUCAACUGUUAUGGGCCCCAUUAUGCUCGAGCGUCGACUGAAGAGAGGCGGGAGGAACUCAAAACUCAGUAUGGCUUCAACUGUAUCUGCCCGGCCUGUGUCGACGAAUCUAGAAAGGACUUUGUUUCGCUGUUCUCGGCCUACGCUUGCCCAUCUUGCAAGGGGCCAGUGACCUGGGUGGGCACGAAAAUGUCUUGCCAUCAAUGCCCCAACGAGUUUCCGCUCCAAAGAGCUCAGAAUGCAGCCGAAACUGCUAAUGCCAUGCACGCAAUAGUUAACUGCAAGCGGUGCCAUAAGGAAAUCAAGAUCUGCGACAUAUUUUCCACCUUCAGCAGAGCUCAUGAAUACAUGCACUCAGCUUUGCGCGCGAAAACCAAAGAGGAGCGAUGUGAGCGAAUGGUUCGCUCCUAUCGCUUGAUGCAGCAAGUACUGUAUCGACAUCACGAUGUGCUAAGGAAGGCUGUUGAUGAUUUAGCCAUGUUACAUGCUGCCAUCGGCGAAUAUUCAAAGGCGAUCGAUUUGAUAAAACAGAACAUCCAAAGCUUCGAGUACCAGUUCGGAUCAUUUAGUGUUGAGGUAACAAAUGAAAUACGAAAAAUGGCGAAUCUGAUGCUCGGGCGCAUCAUGAAGUAUUUAGACAACCCGGAGUUAGAUGAACGACAACCGAUGCCAAUCAGAGACUGGAUCCGCGAAACCGUCAAGAUAGCGAAAAAGGCCAACCAACUCAUGGAACUGAACUUCGGCACCUGGCAACCGAUGUACAAGGCUCUGAGAGAAAACGAGGAGGUUCUGGACAACUUGCUUGCAGGCCCUCGAUUCCAUGAUCAUCCGGACUGCUUCAACUACAGGAUUCAGAACCUUAAUAUUGUAUAGCGAGUUAGGUGCACGGUUUUGUAAGAAGGUAAGCCUAGCGACACCCUUAUUCUGUUGACCAAUGCUCAAGAGAAGGUUUUACACCUGUAAAUGAUAAAUUGACGGCAUUCUUGAGGAGAUUCUCCUCAAUGAAUUUGUUUUGUAAUUGUUCGUGCCACGUAACUGUGCGAGUCUGAAGUAAGCCAUUUAACUACGUAAUUCGUUAUCGUUUGAAUUCGUUCAUAUAUUUAACUAAUGUUGGCUGCCGUUGACUUCAAAACAGUCAAAAAGAAUCGAUCAAAACUCUUGCGCAUUAUGUCAAAUGGUUGACUUCAGAGUUACUUAGGUACGUGGAAUAUAUUGAUUUACUUAAUAAGGGUGAUUGAAUACACAAGUUUCAAAUUGGAAAUUUGAAUUUUAGAGAAAACCUUGAAAAAUAGGAUUUUGCAGCUGUCUUGUAAAACAAGCUAACUGGUAAUAUCUAGAAUGAUCUAGUGUGUAUUCAAUAGUAUGAUUGGGAUGGAUGAACCGGAUCGAAUUUGGUAAUUAUUUCUAAAAUUAAGAUGCGUGACUAAACAGGGUUACCUGUCUAGAGGUUCUAGGUUAGACUGUAGUAUAUCUUUUAUUUCAUGAAAGCGAGUAAGUUAUACUUGUGUGUAGUAAGUUGUACAAGAGUCUUACACACUAACCAACUACGGGACGACCACCUUUCAAAUACACACACAGGUAUGGAUCACCCGCUUUUAUGAGAUAAAACAUCAAUACUCAGAAAAAGUUGUUGGAUAGGUAGGCUUUUUUACAGAACCUAAUGUUAUACUCUCUCCUAAUAUAUUUCUGACCAAUGACUAUUUCGUUUCCACAUAUGUGUGGUGAGCAAAGUAGGUGAUGCUAACAAGAUCUAUAUUUAGCCUCGCGCUAAAAUGAAGAAAGUCCAUUUUGAGUGUACGAAUGACUUCCGUUCGGCCGUGUGGUCCCCGGCUAAGAAUAGGACCAACCCCAUUCCAAAGGGUGUCGUAAAAGGCGACUAAUGGAAUAUGACCCGAGGGGGACGCAGACUCCUUGGGUACAUUCUUACCAGCAUACUGCGAUCACCAGGCUAGAGCACCCUGGUGACCAACUACCUCAAAAUUUUGGCUCGAUAGCAAAAUUUUUAAUAAAUAAAUUUUAUUCAAAUUAAGCUGACAAAACUGCACUUUUCGAACUUAAAAACCUAACCCAAAACGCCCACCCUUCAAAAUUUCCAAAGGAGUGGCGCAACAAACUCCCCAGCAACCUAUGAGUUUGGAAAACCAGAAUAUCGAAAAAAGAAAUAAGCUACAGACAAAUAAGAAACUAACCUAUUAUAUUUGGCUUAUUUUAUGGAUUCUUAAAAAUUUUCGUAAUAUUAUUCGAUUGGAAAAUAUAAGAAUCUCAAUAUUUGCUUCACUUGUGCUCGCAAAAGUUAUGAACAUAAGCUAAAGUCUAAAUGAAAAAAGUUUUUAUGAUACGAAAAGCUUCCCAUUUGGAUAUAAAAAGGAAGGCGCUUCGAACGCGUACGAUUCAGUAUUUCGUAAGCACGACUGACUUCGAAAAUAACUAAAACGGGGUAACUAUAGUACCGUAUGGGUACAAAAAAGUAAUUUGGCAGAACCUUUCGUAAAACAUAAUCAUGGGAAAGAAAAACUUCCAUUAGGCACGAAAAAGGUUACAGGAUUGACAGGUUACAGCAAACAAAAGACAUAUUUUCUGUAUAUGGAAAUAUGUAAUAAUGCAUCAAAAUCGAUGAAUGUAAAUGAAAAUCUUCUGAAUUAUAUCUAAAAGUGUGGGUAGGAGGAACCGGUAAAAAAUUUGGGCAUAAAAUUGCAUAAAAAACUACAGAGUGUAAAGUUGGUCUGGGUAGCACAUACAAUCUGCUUAGUUCGCUGGAAAAUUGUACAAUGAUCAUUUGGGUUGAAUUCAGUUUGGGUAACAACAUAAUAUGGAAUCAGCAUAGAGUGACAAUUUGGUCUGAGUGGCUUUUAUCUAUUUAGUCUCGCUGGGUAGAAUCAUAAUGUGGGAUGAUCAUUUGGUUUGGAUAGCGUUAGGCUAACAAUAUGAUAAUAACGUAGUAAAUACCUGGUCUGGGUAGUCGCAUUGGGUAGAAAAAUAGUCAAUUUGGAUAACAAUUGAUUUAAAAAGCUAACAUCUUUGGUAUUAAGUAACAGUUUUGCUACAUUGCGCUAAGGUCCAAAAGUCAAAAUUUAUCCCUAAUUACACUUUCUCAAUACACAAACUGAAAUCUUAAAUUCAAAAUGUCUCCAAAUACAAGUCCUAUCGUCUCUCUCCUCAACGCGGGGCUUGCACCUAUAUCCCAGUUCUUCCUUUGAAAGUAAACUACUCAUCUAUCAUGACACCUCAUUACUAUCUAUUCCAAAAUGACCUUCUAUUCCAACUGGAAGUUUCUUCAAUUUCAAUUCUAACAAGGCUAUCAAGGGAUUUGUUUGCGCAGCAUUGCGCGGGUUCCUUGCAGCGCUUGUUAUAGUGGUAGAGCCUAGCCGUAGUCCCUAGUCUACACUCGACUACAGCUCGCAUUGGGCCGGCUCGUCCGGGGAAGUACCACGCUCGCACAGAAUAUCGACGUGAAAUGGUAACUUCUUCGUUACCGUGUUUCGUUCGGUGAAUGCGAGUUCCGAGGGCCCGCUUUCCUUCUUUCCUCUCCCCUUGCCUUUUUGUUUCCGUCUUAACCUCACCUUUCCUCAUUUUUUCCUUCAAGACUUAAAUGUCUGUUCUUAUAGUGGCAGAGCCUAGCUGUAGUCCUGACUAUAGCUCAUCCGGGGAAGUACCAAGCUCGCACAGAAAAUCGAUGUAAAAUGGUAACUACGUUACUGUUUCGUUCGGUGAGUGCGAGUUCCCAGGGCCCACUUUUCUCUUUCCUCUCCUAACUUUUUCUACCUAUCUAACACCCUUUCCCCCGUGGCAUUUCUUUCUAACAUCCCCUCAAUUAUUCUCCUUUUCCACAUAACACUUCCUAUUCUUAAUGAACAUGUGUGGUUUUAUCAAAGUGGUGGUUCCACGGAGUUCUCCAUGCGAUCAACUCCUUGGAACCAUGCAACAGUUUUUAUAAGAUCUAUUUAAAAUAAAAGCCUUUGGCUUUUAGAGUGGUAGAGCCUAGCUGCAGUCCCUGACUACAGCUCGCAUUGGGCCGGCUCGUCCGGGGAAGUACCACGCUCGCACAGAAGAUCGACGUGAAAUAGUAACUUCUUCGUUACCGUGUUUCGUUCGGUGAAUGCGAGUUCCGAGGGCCUAAAUCUUCCAUCCCUUAUUUUUCCCCUAACACUUCUUUUUAACACGUCACUGUUGCGCAUUUUAAAGAAAAUCUCUAUAAUGAAAACAUCGGUUAAAUAAACUACGUAUCCUCUGCACUAUGAACUUUUUUAUUCUCUGAUGAUACGAGUACUGGUAUUUUUCGCUCAUUAAUGGACUGUGAAUAAAAUUCAAACCUUAUCUUUAAAGCACUAUGACUUUUCGAGGCGUUAAUAUCUCGCCACUGUUUAUAAAAAUCAACUUGAAAUUCUGCAUAUCUACGGGAAAAUGAAGGCGUACGCUGAUACUCUAUAUUCCGGUCCCGAGACUUUUCGGGAGAAUAAACAAAAGACUUGAAAUCUCACGCAGUACGCGUUCAUUUAACUGCAGAUGUGAGUACUGGUACUUUAACUUACGAAAACAAGUUCCAUAUUUUACGCGCUCCCCUUAAUUGGUCACAUCUGUCAGUCCUUGCAACAAUAUCAAAUUAACUUUAAUUCUAAAAAAACCUAUAAGUGCCUACACUGCACAUGUUCGGUUCCCAUAGUGGUAGAGCCUAGCUGCAGUCACCCAUUGACCGCAGCCCGCAUUGGGCCGGCUCGUCCGGGGAAGUACCACGCUCGCACAGAAGAUCGACGUGAAAUGGUAACUUCAUGUUACUGUGUUUCGUUCGGUGAAUGCGAGUUCCGAGGGCCCGAGUCUUCCGCCUACCCCCCCUUAUCACUGCACCGUCUUUGCCACGGUCCCCUUUUUGUUAUCAAACGGUGCACCCCACCUCGCACACUUUCAUUCACCCUUUUUCCUAUAAACGCAGGAAAACUUUUUUCUGACGUAUUUCAAAGGCAACUUACACCUGGUCUUUGUAGUGGUAGAGCCUAGCCGUAGUCCCUAGUCUAUACUCGACUACAGCUCGCAUUGGGCCGGCUCGUCCGGGGAAGUACCACGCUCGCACAGAAUAUCGACGUGAAAUGGUAACUUCUUCGUUACCGUGUUUCGUUCGGUGAAUGCGAGUUCCGAGAGCCCGCUUUCCUUCCUUCCUUUCCCUGCUUAUCUUUUGUCCUCUCGUCUAUCCUUACUAGCCUUCUUUCCUUUAUUCUCUCCCCACCCCGUUCCACCAAUCCCGUUUUCACCUCCGACUAUCCUCAUCUGCACCCUUCCUUGCACAAAUUCUUCUGGGCUGGCUCGACCGGGGAAGUACCACGCUCGCUCACUUAACCAACUUGGGGUGAUGACCUUGUGGUUGGUGACGAGUGCCGGUGGCCCAAAUCUCCUUUCCCAUUCCACCUUCGUUUCGCAAACAGUACUGAUCCUUGCCAAAGGUACAGUUAGUUUGUGCUUAACGUGGUAGAGCCUUCAGCGACUUCGUGUUGUUGAAUAUCAACAUCAACAGUAGUUUCUUCCGCUGGCGUCAAUUCCAACCAUCUUAUCCGUCAGGCCGAAUAGUUCGCUCUUCGGUAAAUGCGGUCCCUUAUUGACAACAGCCCCCUAUUGCCCAGCUCCUUCUGGGAAAUACCAGACUUGCACGGGCGAUAAAUUAAAUAGCGACCUUGUGUUGCUGUAUUGCAGUUGGUGAGUGCGAGUCCCGGUACUUUGUCUUCCUACCUUCUCCACUCUUUUUUACUUAAUCACGGUGCGCCCCUACCCUCUCUCACUCGUACACCUCAGACCUAAACCCACACACCUCACACAUAAAGUAAAUCCUCGAACGCAGUUGGUCAUUCUUCUCCCAAACAAAACUGUUCCUUUUAAGGCUCAGUGCGUUUGGGCGUAUAGUGGUAGAGCCUAGCUGUAGUCCCCGACUACAGCUCGGUUUGGGCCGGCUCGUCCGGGGAAGUACCACGCGCGCACAGAAUAUCGACGUGAAAUGGUAAGUUGAUAUUAUUGUGUGUUUUGUGAGUGUGAGUUCCGAGGCCCCACUUUCCACCCUUAAAAUUCUAACACACACUAUUGGCACUACUAUACUACAAACUUCUCGAACAUUCCCCUAUCGUUAAUUGUUCGUAUUUUGCGGCCUCUCGUGUGACUUUUCUAAACGUGAAUGUUUCUCACUUUUGGAAACUGUCCUUUAUGUAUUAAGAUCUGUGUGCACUCUGUAUCUUCGGGAGAAUGAAGGAGUAUACUGAAUCUCAUUGUCAGCGAACAUCAGCUCAUAAAGUUACACGUGUUACACUUUAUGAUUCCGAAGAUACAAGAAAUGGUGUUUUAAGGACAGCGUUUCGAAGUGAAAGACAUCUCGUAUUUUUGACCUCAUCUAUUUCUUAAUACACGAAUCGGCAAACAUUCCCGGCUGUCUCUUAGACUAGCUUAUCCUUAGCGUGACAAAACCUAGCUGUAAAUACGUUGACGUAUUAAUAAAUUACGAUAGUGUUAACUACCCUCCUACCCCACUCUACUCUCAAU